CCCUUUGUGUUGCUGACCGCCAGUCAAUCAAAAUAGAAACAAAUCUUGACAGUUAUCACCUUUUUCUACGCGGCUGCCGUCAAUACUAACUAGCGAUCAUGUCGGGUUGGUUGUAACUGUGAAAACUAUCCGUUUGACGGCAAGUCACGCCAUGACUGCGCCAGAACAGCCGCUGAAAGCCGAUGAAAUGGCUGCUUUGGACGUCAACAGCAGCCAGAGCAACUUUUUGCAACAUGAAGACGGCGCGGGCAGUCAGGACAUUGACUCGUCGCCCCUCGACCUGCUUGCAAGCACCUGCACUAAGGUGGGCUCACCGGCAUCAGAGGUGGACAGAGGUGCUGCCACUGGCGUGACUACAGAUCAGACAUCUGCUCAGCUUGCAGUGUCUGAUAAAUGGGAGGUGCUAGCCCCUAACACGGGCGCAAAGGAUGACCCUGGUAUGAUACAGAUUCAAGGCCAAGGAAUAUUAACGUCAAACGGACAGUACGUUCUUCCUCUCCAGAGUUUGCAAAAUCAGCCAAUAUUUGUGUCUUCGGGAAGCGACACUGCCUCUGCCAGUUCAGUGCCUAACAUUCAGUACCAAGUAAUUCCUCAGAUUCAGACGACAGACGGACAGUUGAGCUUCGCCACCACGGGCAUGGAAGGAGCGAGUCUGAGUCAGGAUGUGGCUGGGCAGAUUCAAAUUUUGCCUGAUGGUAGCCAGGGUCUCGGUGUAACAUCCACUGCAAGCAUCCUUCCGAACAACCAGAACCUCAUAUCACAGACUGGAAAUAUCCAACAGAUCCAGGGGAUUUCUAUUGGCGGCUCUGCAUUCAACAACCAGGGUCAGGUUGUUACUAAUGUGCCUGUGGGUUUGCCAGGGAACAUCACUUUUGUUCCUAUUAACAGCAUAGACUUAGACGCGCUCAGCCUAUCCGGAGCCCAGACGAUAGCGACGGGCGUCACUGCCGACGGCCAGCUAAUCAUGGCAAACCAACCGGCGACUGGCUCUGAGAAUCAGGAGAAGACAGUCGACCCCCUCUCACAAACUCUACCAGUAAAUGACACCAACCCUGAGCUUUUCGUGCCGACGUCUUCCUCACACCUACAAAAUCCCACCAGUGAAGCGAGUCUCCUGACCCAAGACGCCACAUUGUCGACCGUGGCCACACAGCAGUCCGACUCAACCGCCGGCCUCCAACAGGGCUUCAUCCACCAGACCCAAGAGCAGAACACCCAAGUGACAUCCACUCAGCCUAUCGUCCAGCUGCAGCAGGUGCCGCUGCAGACCACCAACGGGCAGGUAGUCCAGUCUUUGGCUACGGGCGGCCAAGGCGUGCAAAACCUUCAGCUGAUCAACCCUGGGACCUUCAUCAUCCAAGCCCAGACGGUGACUCCGUCAGGCCAGAUACAGUGGCAGACCUUCCAGGUGCAAGGUGUCCAGAACCUGCAAAACCUUCAGCUUCCCACCACAGUCCCUCAGCAGAUUACUCUGGCUCCAGUCCAAACCCUCUCACUGGGUUCGGGUUCAGUCGGCACCAACUCUGGGCAGAUCCCCAACUUACAAACAGUGACCGUCAACUCGGCGACACAACAGGAAGGAACUGCAGACACAACUGAAAAUGUCCGGAUAAAGGAGGAGCCAGAAUCGGGAGACUGGCAGCUAAGCUCUGAUUCAACCCUUAACACCAGCGACUUAUCCCACCUUCAGGUCAGGCUGGUGGAGGACGAAGAUUACAUAGGUCUGGGAGGCAAGCGGCUGCGAAGGGUGGCGUGCACUUGCCCCAACUGUAAAGAGUCUGGUGGGAGGGGAUCUGGCGUGGGGAAGAAAAAGCAGCACAUCUGCCACAUCACAGGCUGUGGGAAAGUGUACGGAAAGACGUCACACCUGCGAGCACACCUGCGGUGGCAUUCCGGGGAGCGACCUUUUGUCUGCACCUGGAUGUACUGCGGGAAGAGGUUCACGCGCAGUGACGAGCUGCAGAGACAUAGAAGAACACACACAGGCGAGAAAAAGUUCGUAUGUCACGAAUGUUCCAAGCGCUUUAUGAGGAGCGACCACCUGGCUAAGCACAUCAAAACCCACCAGAACAAAAAAGGAGUGAACUCUGGGAGCGCCAUGGUAACGUCAGUGGAGUCGGCGGGGUCCUCAGACAGCCUCAUCACCACUCCGGGUGGGACCACCCUCAUCCUAACCAACAUCCAGCAGGGCUCCAACAACGCCCAGGACAUCUUGGCCAACGCAGAGAUCCCCCUGCAGCUCGUCACCACCUUAGCUGCCAGUGAAGUCAUGGAGUGAUUGAUGCUUCCCGCUGGGACUCGCGUGACACCAUUCUCGUAUACUCCUACCUGCAUUUUUAUUCCAGUUUUGAAGAGAAAAAAAAACCAAUAUAUAUUUUACCAUUGAAAAAUAAAAUCCUGUCCACUUUAUACCAUGAAUGGUGGUAAGAGUAGAAAAAGACAUUGCAGUAAUUACACAAUUAAAUGCCUUAUUUUGUACAAUACAGUAUAGUUGUAGUUCUAUGGUGUUCUCAAUCAACUUUGUUAAUGAUUUUCACCUUUUCUUAUCUUCGUUCUGUCCUUGUUGCCCUUUUCUGUGAGCCAAAACUAAGCUUCUCCAAGUACAAUUACUGUAUUUGAUGCAAAUGUAUUUAAGAUUUUUUUUUUUCUUUGUGUUGAAUUUUCCCACAGAGUGCUUCCAGUUAAUCGAUUCUCAUAUUGCAAUUUUUUGGGUGGAAACAAUCAGCAGUUUUACUAAUGUCACUUCAAAAGGACCAACACAUCAUUGGAUUAUUUCAUACUUUUCAUUGAACAGAUCUUUGUGAUGGCAAUGUAAAUUUGUGUUUACGCCGAGAGGUUUCAUCAAGAAUAGGUUAAAUUUUGUGGAGAUUGUAUUUUUUCAAGCCAUUUUUGGUGAUAGUUGCCAAAUUUACCUAAAACUCAGGGUGAGUUUUGACUGCAUUGACACAAAUGGAAUAGAAGUCCCCUAUAGCGUCUUACUUUUGGGACAAAUCUUUUCAGAUGGACCAAAAGCUCAGAAGAACGACAGCACCUCCAUUAUGCCUGCUCUUGUUUAAAAAAAAAAAAAAAAUAGCCAUGUGGUUUUUCAUUUGGCAACAACACAUUUCUUGGACCGUAUCUCAGCUGUGCAAUUCACAAUCAGUCCAAUUUAAGUGUAAAUGACAUUUUGAAGAUGGUACUUGGGGUUCUGAACAGCACUGUUCUCUUGUAUUGAUUUAUUAUCUGCAUCCAAGUCAGCGAAUCUCUACUUGUAUAGAUUUUGAUAUGAAAUGUGUUGCAUUCCCAUGUUAAAUAUUUCUGCCCCCAGCUUCCAAAGGAAUGGGUGAAAUGAGUUAUUACGUUUUUAUAUAAUAAUCGUCUUCAACUGACACUCAGUUCCUUGUGUACUAAGAAAUGCAGUUUUUACUUGUUUAGAACUGUACAAAAAACAUGUCUAUAAUGUCAUUAUAAAAAUUUCUGUUACACUUGAAUUUUCAAAUUUUUUUUAAACGUAGAG
Corythoichthys intestinalis (scribbled pipefish) is the source of this 3496-nucleotide messenger RNA. RefSeq names its product sp3a transcription factor (gene sp3a). NCBI's taxonomy places the organism in Eukaryota, Metazoa, Chordata, Actinopteri, Syngnathiformes, Syngnathidae. Gene Ontology annotation, molecular function: DNA-binding transcription factor activity, RNA polymerase II-specific; RNA polymerase II cis-regulatory region sequence-specific DNA binding. The transcript has 7 exons. The record is from RefSeq and is a predicted model, not a curated record. Gene Ontology annotation, biological process: regulation of transcription by RNA polymerase II. The coding region runs from base 152 to 2278 and encodes 708 amino acids.